This is a messenger RNA of Tripterygium wilfordii, 1366 nucleotides long. Its product is annotated as senescence-specific cysteine protease SAG12-like. The coding region runs from base 94 to 1104 and encodes 336 amino acids. Gene Ontology annotation, cellular component: lysosome. Gene Ontology annotation, molecular function: cysteine-type endopeptidase activity. NCBI's taxonomy places the organism in Eukaryota, Viridiplantae, Streptophyta, Magnoliopsida, Celastrales, Celastraceae. The transcript has 2 exons. The record is from RefSeq and is a predicted model, not a curated record.
AGUAGAAUUUCUCUAUAAAACCCUAUAUUCAUUUGCAAUGCUACCCAUUGAAAUGCACUCAGAAUUUUGGUGCUAUAUAAUAUUUUAAUUUUCAUGGCUACAAAAUGUUUCCCUUCCAUCAUUCAGGUCUCUCUUCUGUUUAUGUUAGCCGUUUGUAUUCCUUAUGUAUCAUGUGGCCUUCUUAACGAGGAACGCAUGUUGAAGAGGCACGAGGAUUGGAUGGCGCAACAUAAUCGCAUCUACAAAGACGCAGGAGAGAAGGAGAGACGCUAUAUGAUUUUCAAAGAGAAUGCUAAACGAAUUGACGCUUUCAAUAAUGGAGUUGAUAAAGGUUAUAAACUAGCUGUGAACAAAUUUGCUGACCUAACCAAAGAGGAGUUCCGCACAAGGUAUACUGGCCUUAGGAAAAUGCAACCUCCCACGUUGAAACGCAAACCAUUUAAAUAUUCGAACGUGACCGCCGUUCCACAAACCAUGGACUGGAGAAAGAAAGGUGCUGUCACCCCUGUUAAAGAUCAAGGCAGCUGUGGGUCUUGCUGGGCAUUUUCAACAGUGGCUGCUGUGGAAGGAAUUACCAAGAUCAAGACAGGAAAGUUGAUGUCAUUAUCAGUGCAAGAGCUUGUGGACUGUGACAAAGGAGGUAUAGAUACAGGUUGUGAUGGAGGUCUCCUAGACACAGCCUAUCAGUUCAUGCAAAAACACCAAGGCCUCACAUCUGAAGCUAAUUACCCAUAUGAAGCAGUAGAUGGUACUUGCAAAACUAAGACAGCCGCCGCCACCAUAACUGGGUACGAAGAUGUGCCAGUAAAUGAUGAGAAAUCUCUGUUGAAAGCUGUGGCCAACCAACCUGUUUCUGUCUGUGUUGACAGCGAUGGGUUCCAGGCCUACAGCCAUGGUAUAUAUAGUGGGGAUUGUGGAACAUAUCUAGAUCAUGCUGUUACAGUAGUCGGGUAUGGUAACUCUGAUGGGACUAAAUAUUGGCUGCUGAAAAAUUCGUGGGGCGAUGACUGGGGCGAAAAAGGAUAUAUCAGGAUUAAAAGAGAUGUUUCAGCUAAGCAGGGGCUUUGCGGCCUUACUAUGAAGGCUUCCUAUCCAACAGCUUGAAAGGAAAAAUAUGGUCUGGGCUAUACAAGUAUACAUAGAAUAGUUGUGUCCAAAAUAGGACUUCCAUAAUUAACAUAAAUAAGAUAAAAAUCAGGUGAAUAGCCUGCAACAGGCAGCAGUCCUGUAUUCGUGUACCCUAUACCUCCAAUCAUCUGUGAUUCGGCCAAUGAAGUAUAUGUAACACUGCACUUUUAUAUCUGUGAUUUGGCCAAUUAAGCAUAUGUAAUACUAUACUUUUACUUCUGGUUUUGCUUCUAUAUAA